Colossoma macropomum (tambaqui) is the source of this 2179-nucleotide messenger RNA. RefSeq names its product ST3 beta-galactoside alpha-2,3-sialyltransferase 2 (gene st3gal2). Bases 147 to 1205 code for a protein of 352 amino acids. The record is from RefSeq and is a predicted model, not a curated record. The transcript has 6 exons. NCBI's taxonomy places the organism in Eukaryota, Metazoa, Chordata, Actinopteri, Characiformes, Serrasalmidae. Gene Ontology annotation, molecular function: beta-galactoside (CMP) alpha-2,3-sialyltransferase activity.
GGUCAGGCUGGGGGUCGACCUGGGGCCUGGGCCUGGGCUGGGCCGCCUGGGCCAGGACGCAGAGGCCGGGCGAGACGAGGCCCUGGGGACCCGUUGGGGUUGGAGCUGUGGCAGGAGAUCGGGGAUCCCGGACAGGCCCGGGGGGCAUGCGCUGCUCUCUCCGCGUGUGGGUGCUGCUGGGGUCUCUGGCCCUCCUCUUCCUCACUUCACUGCUCUUCUCUUUCUCUCUGAGAGGGGGUCCCGGCCUGCCCUACCUAGAUCCCGGGCCUGGCUGGGAAGAGUCCCGCAGGGUGAAGCUGGUGCCCAACUAUGCUGGAUCACACAAGCCAGUCCCUGCAGAGAGUGGCCAGCAGAAGACGUGCGCCUGCGCUCGCUGUGUGGGCGACCCCGGCGUGUCCGACUGGUUUGAUGAGAAUUACGAUCCUGACAUCUCGCCGGUCUGGACACGGGACAACAUCCAGCUGCCUUCAGAUGUCUACUACUGGUGGGUGAUGCUGCAGCCUCAGUUUAAGCCUCAUAGUAUCCAGCAGGUGCUGCUGAGGCUGUUCCAGGUUAUCCCGGGCCGCUCGCCAUACGGUUCGUGGGACCCCGCCCGCUGUCUGCGUUGCGCCGUGGUGGGCAACUCGGGCAACCUCCGAGGAGCCAGCUAUGGGCCAGUGAUCGACGGCCACAACUAUAUCAUGAGGAUAAACCUGGCUCCCACAGUUGGAUAUGAAGAGGACGUGGGCAGCCACACCACCCACCACUUCAUGUACCCAGAAAGUGCCAAGAACCUAGCUGCCAACGUCAGCUUUGUUUUAGUGCCCUUCAAGACUCUGGACCUGCUCUGGAUCACCAGUGCCCUCUCCACUGGCCAGAUCCGCUUUACCUAUGCUCCAGUGAAGCAGUUUCUGCGUGUGGACAAGGACAAGGUUCAGAUCUUUAAUCCAGCGUUCUUCAAGUACAUCCACGAUCGCUGGACAAGGCACCAUGGACGUUACCCCUCCACUGGCAUGCUCGUCCUGUUCUUUGCCCUACAUGUGUGUGAUGAGGUGAAUGUAUUUGGCUUUGGAGCAGACAGCCGGGGGAACUGGCACCACUACUGGGAACAGAACCGAUACUCCGGAGAGUUCCGUAAAACAGGUGUCCAUGACGCAGACUAUGAGGCCCAGAUCAUAGACCGGCUGGCAAAGGCUGGCAAAAUCACUGUCUUUCCUGGAAAGUGAAGUCCUAGAGUAGGUGACAGUGGGUGGACAAACUAAGCAACAAUGCAAGCCCUGCUCCAGCUGACUUUCUUUUAUGCUUGUGUACUGUUCACUAGUGCUUUCAGAAUGGAAACGGUCCUGAAGAAUGAAUCAGGACCUCCUCACCAACGCCCAGUCCUGAUCAGGAAUCCGCCCCCCCUCCCUUUUUCACCGGUGGUUUUGAUCGGAGGCGAUUGUAACUGUUCCUUCCAGGCCUACCUCAAUCAGGAAGAGGAACUGAACGAAUGAUGGACACUGAAGAUACGUGCUCCUCCCUCAAACCAGCAGGUGGGUUAAUCAGCGUUUGGAGCUGAUUAAGCCAGCUCCAGCUCAUGUUCAAUGGAAGGACUGCAUAAGGCUAAUACAGAAAAGUAUGUAACCGAACAUAACGGUUGUCAAUCAUCCCAUUCACGCCUGCCUCCCAUGUGCUCAGCCAGUGGACUGGGAGAUGGGUGCGAUUAGCCAAUAGUGACCGUUGUGAUCCUAGUGCUAUAAUCCUCUGUGGUUCAUAAAUGCUGGGAUGAGAAAGAACAGCCAGACUGUGCUGCACUGCAGCAGGUGGAGACCUCCUGUCGCCAGUGGGCGCAAUAGAGCGAGUGGAAGUUUACAUGCUCUUACGAAGCGACAAAACGUUUUUAGUCUGUUGUAUUAAUUCUUUUAUCAGUACGUUUUAUCCUGUUAAAGGGUCAGUGUGACCCUGCAUCACUGUGCUGUCACAGCCAUUUGAACAGAUGUUUGUCAUUACUCAGUACAACUCACUGUUUCAUUAUUUUAAUUAAUAGUUACCAUACAGUAUUAGUCAUCUUACUGGAGCAUUUAAAGAGAAGAAGUGAAGUCCACACUUACCGUCAUUGGUUGAACUGAAACCACUUAUUUAGUCCAGUAUGCUCAGUCUGCGUUUAGACGUAUAUUUAUAAAUUGAUACUUGUUCUAAAUUUGUUCAGUGUCUGCAGAGG